Molecule: messenger RNA, 1223 nt
Organism: Cajanus cajan (pigeon pea)
Lineage: Eukaryota; Viridiplantae; Streptophyta; Magnoliopsida; Fabales; Fabaceae
Product: short-chain dehydrogenase TIC 32, chloroplastic
Source: RefSeq, a predicted model, not a curated record
AAUCAUCAUUUUACGCACUGCUUUUGCUUUUGCUGAGAGAGAGAGAGAGAGAGAGAGAGAAGAUGUGGCCAUUCAGCAAGAAAGGGGCUUCUGGGUUUUCAUCAUCAUCCACUGCACAACAAGUUACUGAAGGCAUUGAUGGAACUUCUCUCACUGCUAUUGUCACAGGAGCAUCCAGUGGUAUUGGCACUGAGACUACACGUGUACUUGCUUUGCGCGGUGUCCAUGUCAUUAUGGGUGUGAGAAAUAUGAUUGCUGCUAAAGAUGUCAAAGAAACAAUACUUAAAGAGAUUCCCUCUGCUAAAGUUGAUGCCAUGGAGUUAGAUCUCAGUUCAAUGGAGUCUGUCAAGAAAUUUGCAUCAGAGUUUAAGUCCUCUGGUCUUCCAUUGAACAUCUUGAUAAACAAUGCAGGAAUUAUGGCAUGCCCUUUCAAGCUCUCUAAAGACAAAAUUGAACUACAGUUUGCCACAAAUCACUUGGGGCAUUUUCUCUUGACAAAUCUUUUGUUGGACACUAUGAAGAAAACUUCACGUGAGACUAAAAAAGAAGGAAGAAUUGUUAAUGUCUCCUCUGAGGCUCACCGAUUUGCAUAUCCUGAAGGAAUCCGUUUUAACAAAAUUAAUGAUGAAUCAAGUUACAACAACUGGCGUGCAUAUGGGCAGUCAAAGCUUGCCAACAUUUUACAUGCAAAUGAACUUACAAGACGUCUCAAGGAAGAUGGGGCGGAUAUUACUGCAAAUUCUCUUCAUCCGGGAACAGUUACCACCAAUCUUUUCCGUUACAACAGUACAGUGAAUGGGCUAAUUGCUGCGAUUGGGAGGCUUUUUCUUAAAAAUGUCCAGCAGGGAGCCGCAACAACAUGCUAUGUAGCUUUGCACCCACAAGUGAAGGGAAUUAGUGGCAAGUAUUUUUCAGACAGUAAUUUGGCCAAAACAACCUCACAGGGCACUGAUGCUGAUUUGGCCAAGAAAUUAUGGGACUUCAGCACGGAUUUGACCAAGUAAAACCCCCCACUGUUAUUUCUCAAUAGAAUACAUCAAUUGUAUGACAUCCUGUAAUAUAUUUAUACCGAGAUUAUGAUUCCUACAUUGGCUUGGUCCUACUCUAACCUUUUAUUUUGCACAGAAUUUAUACCAAUAAGUCUUAAAAGUCAUUUUCUGCAUUAUAUUGAAGAAAUGCGCAAACGUGGAGUUAGUCUCACUUUGUUAAGAAAAUGAAUUUGU